AUGGGCUCAAUCCCAAUGCUCAUCACCGUCUUCGGCGCGACGGGAAACCAAGGAAGCUCUGUCUGCCGGUCUCUCGCCAAAAAUCCCAAAUUCAAAGUCCGGGCUAUCACGCGCAACCCUCAGUCAGACGCUAGCAGAGAGCUCUCCACUCUGGGAGUGGAGAUGGUGAGGGCAGACGGGUGGAAUUCGGAACAGAUGUUGGAAGCCUUUCAGGGAUCGUGGGGGGCUUUUAUCAACACAAAUUCUUUUGAUCCGAUCUUCCUCGAGAAGAAUGGCCCGACUGAGUUUGACCUGGGGCGGAACGUGGUGGAUAGCGCCGUAGCCGCCGGUGUCCCUCACCUGGUGUACAGUUCUGGGGCGCCGUGCUUUGAGAUGACGCGCAGGCAGAUCCAGUUGGAUGCUUACGAUAAGAAGUGGGAAACCGAGCAAUACAUCCGGGCCAUCUGCAAAUUCAAGACCUUCACCGCAAUCGGGGCUGGCUGGUACCUCGAGAACUUCCUUGAUAAGGAACAAAGCGCGUGCUUCGGCGGAUUUCCUCAUAUCGAGGACGAAGAGGGCUAUCUCACCUUCCGGAUGCCGGAGAUCGGUGAGUCCGGCGAAGUCCCAUGGGUAGAUAUAACGCACGAUUUCGGAGACAUAGUGCAGGGCAUCUUCUUGGAUCCGGAGAGAUGGGAUGGCGCAUAUGUCCAGGCAAUCAGUGAGAUUCAGUCGUUAAAGGGCAUGGCUGAAGCCUUCGAGAAGGCUACUGGGAAAAAGACGAGAUACGCACCCGUUCUGCCGUCGUGGGAGGCGUUUGAAACUUACGGCGUGCCCGAGCUUGAGAUUUUGAAGAGAUUUAUUGGGUUUAUGCAGCUGACCGGCGGUUAUUGCUUUCAGGAGAAAAGCGAUGUCACGAACGCGGCUGAGCUGAAGCGGGAGACAUCAAGAGCACUCAAUAGUCCGGAAAGCAUCCUCACUUCCCUCGUGCGGUUUUUCUCUGAUCACUUUCCUGCUCAGACCGGAGAGCUUGAAGAAUGUAGGCGUGAGAAAUAG
Messenger RNA from Aspergillus lentulus, 1032 nucleotides. RefSeq names its product NmrA/HSCARG family protein. Lineage: Eukaryota; Fungi; Ascomycota; Eurotiomycetes; Eurotiales; Aspergillaceae. Gene Ontology annotation, cellular component: nucleus. The record is from RefSeq and is a predicted model, not a curated record.